UCACGUGUGCUCAUCCAGAAAUUAUCUGGGCUUUGAUAGUUGAGAGCUCAGACACACCUACCAAUUCGGUGGAUUGCAGUACAUUGCCGUUAUUUUUAUUCAUUGCAGUUGUAUUGUAGCUUUUGCACUCUUGCACACAAGAUUUGAGAUGAUGGAUGCCAGCAUGCAGUUUCUUCACAAAUCUAUAUCAGCUCUGAAACGACUGUUGAUGGACGUACAACAAAUAGCGACUCUGGGAUGUCUUUUACUGAUGGUUGAGAUUGUCUUCAAUGUACUCAUUAUUCGCUAUGUUAAGUACACAGAAAUUGACUGGGUUGCUUACAUGCAGGAAGUGGAAGGCUUUAUAAACGGCACUUGGAAUUACACUGAACUGAAAGGAGACACAGGACCUCUUGUCUAUCCGGCUGGGUUUGUGUAUAUUUACAGCAUUUUUUAUUUCAUCACAUCUCAUGGCACCAACAUACGUCUAGCUCAAUACAUAUUUGCAAUACUCUAUCUGCUGACCUUGAUGGAAAUCAUUUAUAUUUACCACAAAUUAGCAAAGGCACCUCCAUAUGUCUUGGUAUUUAUGUGUCUAUUUUCAUAUCGUGUUCAUUCUAUCUUCAUUUUACGAUGCUUCAAUGAUCCUGUUGCUAUCUUGCUACUCUACUUUUCUAUUAUUUUCUUUUUCAAUCACAAGUGGUCUGUGGGAUGCCUCAUAUUCAGUUUUGCAGUAUCUGUAAAGAUGAAUAUUUUGUUGUUUGCUCCUGGUUUGUUUCUUCUUCUUCUUGAAGCUUGUGGCUGGAUGGGCACUAUGAAAAACUUGCUCAUUUGUGCUGCUACACAGGUGGUUCUUGCCAUUCCUUUUUUGUAUGAAAAUCCUGUUGGUUACAUUAAUCAAUCUUUUGAACUGGGGAGGCAAUUUAAAUAUGAAUGGACUGUCAACUUACGAUUUCUUUGGGAAGAUGCAUUCCUUCAUCGCGGUUUCCACAUUACACUUUUGGUGUUACAUCUCAGUUCACUCGCUCUGUUUGCUUGGAAUAAGUGGCAAAUGAAGAAUGUGCUGAAGGGCCAUUCGUCUGGUGUGCUGUCUUGUCAAAGAAUUGCAACUCUUAUGUUUACAAGCAACUUUAUAGGCAUGUGCUUUGCACGAUCUCUUCAUUACCAGUUUUAUGUCUGGUAUUACCACACUCUUCCGUAUCUUCUGUGGCUCACAACAUUUUCUCCAGUUUGGAAGUUAUUGAUUCUUGGAAUUAUUGAGAUGUGUUGGAAUACAUUUCCUUCGACUGUACUUAGUUCAGUGACACUGCAGGUGUGUCAUGCUGUCCUCCUUAUUGCUUUGUGGAUUGGUUCUGCAAAGUCACCACCAACUGCAGACAAAGAUGUUUGAAACUGAAUUGAUUGUGAUUUGUACAUGUGCUAUUAUAAAUAGCUACUGCUACAAGAUAUCUCAAAGCUGCUCUUUUGCUUUGUCACUAAACAUCGAAAUGAUGGAAUGUACAUCCAAUACUGACUCCAGCAUCUGGUCCUUGCUUGGUGACAGUACAGUACAGUACAGUACAGUACAGUAUGUCUAGCUGCAACCAAGUGUGACUUGAAAUCAGCCGUAAGAAUUUUGGAAUUUCU
Messenger RNA from Corticium candelabrum, 1605 nucleotides. Its product is annotated as dol-P-Man:Man(5)GlcNAc(2)-PP-Dol alpha-1,3-mannosyltransferase-like. Lineage: Eukaryota; Metazoa; Porifera; Homoscleromorpha; Homosclerophorida; Plakinidae. The record is from RefSeq and is a predicted model, not a curated record. Gene Ontology annotation, cellular component: endoplasmic reticulum. Bases 149 to 1369 code for a protein of 406 amino acids. The transcript has 9 exons. Gene Ontology annotation, molecular function: dol-P-Man:Man(5)GlcNAc(2)-PP-Dol alpha-1,3-mannosyltransferase activity.